GGUGCGUUUCUACUUCUCAAAUAAUUAUUGUAGAGAUCAAUAAAGCUUUGAGGAAAGAUGAUGAAUUUUGCAGUGACAGCAAUUUCCUCAUCUCUCUCGUGCUCUCCUCUGCUUCUUCCUUCUCAAGGGCCAAAACGGCGAAUGCAAUGGAAAAGAAACGAUAAGAGACAGUUCUCGAGAAAGGUGGCUGUUUCCGGUGUAAUAACUGCGGGGUUUGAGCUGAAGCCGCCUCCUUAUCCUCUUGAUGCUCUGGAACCGCAUAUGAGCCGGGAAACCUUGGAUUAUCACUGGGGCAAACAUCACAGAACUUACGUAGAGAAUCUGAACAAGCAAAUCGUAGGCACAGAUCUAGAUACACUGUCCUUGGAAGAAGUUGUGCUUCUUUCAUACAACAGAGGCAAUAUGCUUCCUGCCUUCAACAACGCUGCACAGGCUUGGAACCACGAGUUCUUCUGGGAGUCUAUCCAACCUGGAGGUGGAGGAAAGCCAACUGGAGAGCUCCUCAGAUUAAUAGAGAGAGAUUUCGGGUCUUUCGAAGAGUUUUUGGAAAGGUUCAAGUCGGCUGCAGCUUCUAAUUUUGGUUCAGGUUGGACAUGGCUAGCAUAUAAGGCGAAUAGACUUGACGUUGCAAAUGCCGUAAAUCCACUCCCAAAGGAGGAAGACAAGAGGCUUGUAAUAGUGAAGACGCCCAAUGCAGUAAAUCCGCUUGUAUGGGAUUAUUCUCCACUUCUCACCAUUGAUACCUGGGAGCAUGCUUACUAUCUGGAUUUUGAGAACCGAAGAGCUGAAUACAUAAAUACAUUCAUGGAAAAGCUUGUGUCAUGGGAAACUGUAAGCACAAGGUUAGAAUCCGCAAUGGCUCGAGCACUGCAAAGAGAACAAGAAGGAACAGAGACAGAAGAUGAAGAGAAUCCAGAUGAUGAAGAGCCAGAGGUCUAUUUAGAUAGUGAUAUUGAUGUAUCUGAGGUUGACUAAAACGGUAAAACCUGUGAAGCAAUAACAUUAGCAUUUGAAA
Molecule: messenger RNA, 1015 nt
Organism: Arabidopsis arenosa
Lineage: Eukaryota; Viridiplantae; Streptophyta; Magnoliopsida; Brassicales; Brassicaceae
Source: the annotation of a GenBank genome assembly